Molecule: messenger RNA, 3019 nt
Organism: Mangifera indica (mango)
Lineage: Eukaryota; Viridiplantae; Streptophyta; Magnoliopsida; Sapindales; Anacardiaceae
Product: transcription factor GTE8-like
Exons: 12
Coding region: 427-2670 (747 amino acids)
Molecular function (GO): protein binding
Source: RefSeq, a predicted model, not a curated record
AUCUUCUUCGAAUUAUUUUAUUUCUUUUAUCGUGAAAUCUCUAUUCUCUCAGCCGCUCUUUUAUUUUCUUCGUCUUUGAAAUCCCUAAAUUUCAACUGAAAAAUCUCUUCUUUUUCUGAAUCUAUAAUUCUCAAAACCCUAAAGUAUUUUUCAACUCAGUCAGAAAUCCUAAAUAUUUUCAACCUCACUCUGUCACUUGCCAUAUCUCACUCAUUAUUUUAAAUCAGUUGGUUCUUUGAAGUCGAUAAAUCGUGAAAUCAAAAACUCGCCGCUUCUGUGUAGUCUGCGAAUCCAAGUUUGCUCGGGGUUAGCCAAUUGAAGUUGGCGUCCGGGAGGGAUUUUGUUGCUUUGAAGGGUUUAUUACUGAAUUUGGUAAUUAGACCUGAAUUUCCUCUGCACUGGUUAUAAAGACCAUAAAAUAAAGUUAUGGCUAAGAUGAUGGGGAACAGUGAUAGGUUCUCAGGAAGGUAUUAUAGGAAUAAUGCAUUUCAGACAGCUGGUGAGUCUGAGGGGUCUGGUAGCUCUGGGAGGAUCGAAACCGAGAUUAUGGCUUCAGAGGAUUCAAGUGCCCCCACUAGGAAAUGCAUUAAUCUAAAUUCAGAUAUACAAGACCCUUUUGGUGUUCCCAUGCAAAUCCUUUCUCUGUCAAACAUUUCACCACCUCAAAGGAAGGAUCUAUUAAAAAGGUUGGGAAUUGAACUUGAACAAAUACGGGUUGUCCUAAAGAAAGUGGAGUUUCAAAGAACAAAUGGGGUUACUGUAUCUUCUUCUAGUGAUAUUCUUAGUUGUAGUAAUGGUCAAAAUGGGCCUGAAGUUGAGAAGUUCAGAAAGUCCUCAGUGAUGAAUAGCAGGCCAGGUAAGAAAAUGAAACCUGUCAGGAAUAAAGGACAUGAAUGGAACCGGGGUGCUACAGGAAGGAAUGAGUCUCCAAAAAUACAGCCUCCAAUGGUGAGCACUACAAAUAUUCUUUUGAUGAAAAAAUGUGAAACUCUGUUGAAACGGCUAAUGUCUCAUCCAUAUGGUCGGGUCUUCAACAAUCCUGUUGAUGUGGUGAAGUUUAACAUUCCGGAUUAUUUUACUGUUAUUAAGCAUCCAAUGGAUUUGGGAACAAUAAAAGUAAAGAUAGCUUCAGGUGCAUACUCAAGUCCAUUGGAAUUUCGUGAUGAUGUAAGGCUUACAUUUAGGAAUGCAAUGACCUAUAAUCCACCUGGGAAUGAUUUCCAUAUUAUGGCAGAUACACUGCAUAAAUUUUUUGAAGAGAGGUGGAUAGCUAUCGAGAAAAAAUUACCAGUAUCUGACCCCCAAUUAUUACCUGGAAAGAAAGGCCCCCAUUUUGAUGUAGGGACUGGUAAGGCAAUGCCUAUGGCAAAAAAGAGAAAAAUAGAAACAUUCCAGCAUGAAAUUGUGCCAGAGCCUGUUAAGCCAGUAAUGGCUGCUGUGGAGAAGCAGAAUCUAGGCAAAGAGCUAGAGUCUUUACUGGGAGAAAUGCCAAUGCAUAUCAUUGAUUUCUUGAGGGAUCAUAGUUCCAAUGGAACGGAAAUUGGAGAGGAUGAAAUUGAGAUUGAUAUAGAUGAGCUCAGUGAUGAUACAUUGUUCACAUUAAGGAAGCUUUUAGAUGAUUUCUUGAAAGAGAAACAAAAGAACCAGGCAAGGGCUGAGCCUUGUGAAAUAGAGCUGUUGAAUGAAUCGGGACUGAGCAAUUCGUCCAUGCAACAAGGCAAAGAAAAUGACAUCGCUGAUGAGGAUAUAGAUAUUGGUGGAAAUGAGCCUCCUGUCUCAAGCUAUCCUCCUGUGGAGAUUGAAAAGGAUGCAGGGUUCAAAAGCAAUAAAUGUGUUGGUUUGGACAGCUCCAGCGAUUCUGACUCUAGCAGUUCUUCUGAUAGUGAAUCUAGUGGUGUUAAAGCGUCAAGUCCCAUUGAUGUCUCAAAGGUACCAGAAGCCUUAAGUUCUGGAGCCCAAUUAGAUGAGAAGACAAAUACCGGAAACCCCUUUGAUGGAAAUCAAUCUGUGAGUGAGUUGGAUCAGGUUGAACAUACUACUUCCCAGCAAAAGCCAAGCUCUAUUGAGUCAGAUUGUUGUCAAGAUGGUGACAGUGCUCCCAGUGAGAGGCAGGUCUCACCUGAAAAGCUUUAUCGGGCUGCUUUAUUGAAGAAUCGAUUUGCUGAUACCAUUUUAAAAGCUCGGGAAAAAACUCUUUCACAGGGUGACAAGGGGGACCCUGAGAAAUUGCGAAAGGAGAGGGAGGAACUUGAACUGCAGCGACGGAAAGAAAAGGCUCGGUUGCAAGCAGAAGCAAAGGCAGCAGAAGAGGCUAGAAGGCAAGCCGAAGAAGAAGCUGCAGCUGAGGCUAGACGAAAGAGAGAGUUAGAGAGAGAAGCUGCACGGCAGGCCUUGCUGAAGAUGGAGAAGACUGUCGAAAUAAACGAGAAUUCUCGUUUCCUCGAAGACUUAGAGAUGCUUAGGACUGCUCCUGCCGAGCAUAUACCAAGCUCUGUUGAUGAGACAAGCCCAGACCACUCUCAGGAUGGCUUGGGUAGUUUCAAGUUUGGAGGCAGUAACCCUUUGGAACAACUCGGUUUAUACAUGAAAGAGGAUGAUGAUGAGGAAGAACCUGAACCACCAACCAUUCCAAACCCUCUAAAUGAUGCAGAGGAAGGCGAGAUUGACUAAGACCUCAGGAUCAUAAGAGAGUUUUAUCAGCAAUUGGACUGGAAAAAGGGUCAAGAGAAGAAGUAUCACAUUAUCAAUUUUGGGUUGUUCUUGUUUUGCUUUGGAAAUGAGAUGUGGCAAAUAUUGUUAGAUGGGGGCUUGAUUGAUAAUGUUAAAGGAAGCCAUAAGUGGGCUGACAGAUAGGCAGCUGAAAAGAAAACCCUGUAAGGAUGGUUGAUUUUGUGAUGAAAAAAAUGGGGGCCUUAAAGUUGUAUUACAAACACUCUUAAUGAAGGAUUGAAACACUUUAUGCGUUCGGAGUCAUAGCAAGUUUAUCAGUUGAAAUGAGAAAUUAUUAGCAUUAAGUAGA